AUGAUUCUGAUUGAAGGCAAGAAGUAUGCGUGCCAGGCAUGCAUUCGCGGACACAGAGCGUCGUCCUGCAACCACACGAGCCGGGAGCUGAUAGAAAUUCGGCCCAAAGGCCGGCCGGUCUCGCAGUGUGAGCGCUGCCGGCUCAUGCGCAAAACACACAAGGCGCAUGUCAAAUGCGAGUGCAUGGACAAAGAC
Linderina pennispora is the source of this 195-nucleotide messenger RNA. RefSeq names its product copper-fist-domain-containing protein. The record is from RefSeq and is a predicted model, not a curated record. Gene Ontology annotation, biological process: positive regulation of transcription by RNA polymerase II; intracellular copper ion homeostasis; intracellular iron ion homeostasis. The annotation marks the transcript as partial. NCBI's taxonomy places the organism in Eukaryota, Fungi, Kickxellomycota, Kickxellomycetes, Kickxellales, Kickxellaceae. Gene Ontology annotation, cellular component: nucleus. Gene Ontology annotation, molecular function: RNA polymerase II cis-regulatory region sequence-specific DNA binding; copper ion binding; DNA-binding transcription factor activity, RNA polymerase II-specific. The transcript has a single exon.